CCGCAAGCACAUGGUGAGGAAAGCGGUCGGAACGACAAAUUAAAGCUGAUCGAUGUGAAAGUGAGAGCAUCACAACUGACAUUUUACAAGUGAACACUUUCUUUUUAAGGAGAACAAAAAACAGACGCAUCAACUGUAUUAAGUAUCUUUCAAAAGCGUUGUCAUGACGAAACUGGAAAGUCUCAGAGUGACUCAAUUUCAGUAUUUUGCCGUGGUAGUGAUCACUCUUUUCACUAGUUUCCUACUCUUCCCUGGAAGAAGGCGAAUGGACUCGUCCUCGACGAUCAUCGCCAUGAUUCACUUGGGUAGUUUCACUGCACAGUAUGGGGCACAGCUCUGGGUCACCCUCGUUGCCGGUCUAACGAUGUUCUACAACCUGCCACGCCACAUGUUCGGACAGGUUCAAAGUCGACUGUUCCCAAUGUUCUUUUUAUGGAGCUUAGUGACUUCAGCUGUUACGAUGGCAACGUUUGUGACUCUACGCCCUUUGGAUCUUUGGGAAGCAGCCCAUAUUGCACAGGGUAUAUGCAUGUUGGUGGGCUUCCUGUGCGCAGCAGUCAACUCCCUCGUCAUCGCUCCUCUCAUCGUGCGCAACAUGGUCGCGGCCUUUAGCAUGGAGGUCGCUGCCGGCCUCGGCGAUGUCAUCGGCUACGCUGACAUGUCGGAGAUGAAGAAGACGAACCCAGCCUACAGUGCUUGCUACAAGAAGUUCCGACGAUGUCACGGACUCAGCGCGCUCUUGACGGUUCUGUCCCUUGUGGCCAACACUGUUCAACUGUAUUAUCUGGCAUCGCAUUGUGUCCCUUUGUGAUGUCUCCAAAUCACACAACCUGGUGACAAUUGUGCCAAUGACAAAUGUGAUAUUCAUGUUUUCACACGAACGAGAGAGAGAGAGAGCGAGACAGAGACUUGUAACAGUUUAUCAAUAAAUACGUCCGCAUGAUAUGAUUUUGUUUUCUCCGACAUACUCGAGGGCAGACUCGAAUCCUGUGCCUCAAAGCGGGAUCUCAUCAGAGUGAGCCGAACCAGUGGCAUCGGUUUGUUUGAAGAAUGAAUUCUACAUUUCCUUGUAUGAAAGCUUUGUAUAUAAAUAAAUUGUAUCUUUAUUUAUGGUGGUGUUUGGAUGAGAUCGACACUAGCAUAAAGUCGAGGAAUAAACAAUGUGACGAUUAACUAAAGA
Molecule: messenger RNA, 1180 nt
Organism: Pomacea canaliculata
Lineage: Eukaryota; Metazoa; Mollusca; Gastropoda; Architaenioglossa; Ampullariidae
Product: transmembrane protein 205-like
Exons: 4
Coding region: 164-811 (215 amino acids)
Source: RefSeq, a predicted model, not a curated record